Messenger RNA from Ailuropoda melanoleuca (giant panda), 3476 nucleotides. RefSeq names its product GTF2I repeat domain containing 1 (gene GTF2IRD1). The coding region runs from base 1 to 2880 and encodes 959 amino acids. Gene Ontology annotation, biological process: transcription by RNA polymerase II. The transcript has 25 exons. NCBI's taxonomy places the organism in Eukaryota, Metazoa, Chordata, Mammalia, Carnivora, Ursidae. The record is from RefSeq and is a predicted model, not a curated record. Gene Ontology annotation, cellular component: nucleus. Gene Ontology annotation, molecular function: DNA-binding transcription factor activity.
AUGGCCUUGUUGGGGAAGCGCUGCGACAUUCCCGCCAACGGCUGCGGGCCUGACCGCUGGAGCUCCGCCUUUACCCGCAAAGAUGAGAUCAUCACCAGCCUCGUGUCUGCCUUAGAUUCCAUGUGCUCAGCGCUCUCCAAACUGAAUGCAGAGGUGGCCUGUGUCGCUGUGCAUGAUGAGAGUGCCUUCGUGGUGGGCACCGAGAAGGGGAGAAUGUUCCUGAACGCACGGAAGGAGCUGCAGUCAGAUUUCCUCAGGUUCUGCCGAGGGGCCCCCUGGAAGGAGCCGGAGGCAGAGCAUCCCAAGAAGGUGUCGCGGGGCGAGGGUGGCGGCCGGAACGUCCCCCGGUCUUCCCUGGAGCAUGGCUCGGACGUGUACCUUCUGCGGAAGAUGGUAGAGGAGGUGUUCGACGUUCUUUACAGCGAGGCCCUGGGAAGGGCCAGUGUGGUACCCCUGCCCUACGAGAGGCUGCUCAGGGAGCCGGGGCUGCUGGCUGUGCAGGGGCUGCCCGAGGGCCUGGCCUUCCGGAGGCCGGCUGACUAUGACCCCAAGGCCCUCAUGGCCAUCCUGGAGCAUAGCCACCGGAUCCGCUUCAAGCUCAAGAGGCCGCUUGAGGAUGGCGGGCGGGACUCGAAGGCCCUAGUGGAGCUGAACGGUGUCUCCCUGAUAGCCAAGGGGUCUCGGGACUGCGGCCUGCAUGGCCAGGCCCCCAAGGGGCCACCCCAGGACCUACCCCCCACCGCCACCUCCUCCUCUGUGGCCAGCUUCCUGUAUAGCACUGCACUCCCUAACCAUACCACGAGAGAGCUCAAGCAGGAGGCACCCGCCUGCCCACUUGCCCCCAGCGACCUGGGCCUUGGCCGGCCUGGGCCUGAGCCCAAGGCCUCUGGUGCCCAAGACUUCCCCGACUGCUGUGGACAGAAGCCCCCCGGGCCCGGUGGUCCUCUCAUCCAGAACGUCCAUGCCUCCAAACGCAUCCUCUUCUCCAUCGUCCAUGACAAGUCAGAGAAGUGGGACGCCUUCAUAAAGGAAACCGAGGACAUCAACACGCUCCGGGAGUGCGUGCAGAUCCUGUUUAACAGCAGAUAUGCGGAAGCCCUGGGCCUGGACCACAUGGUCCCCGUCCCCUACAGGAAGAUUGCCUGUGACCCGGAGGCUGUGGAAAUUGUGGGCAUCCCGGAUAAGAUCCCCUUCAAGCGCCCCUGCACCUACGGGGUCCCCAAGCUCAAGCGGAUCCUGGAGGAGCGACACAGCAUCCACUUCAUCAUUAAGAGGAUGUUUGAUGAGCGAAUUUUCACAGGGAACAAGUUUACCAAAGACCCCACAAAGCUGGAGCCCGCCAGCCCGCCGGAGGAUACCUCUGCAGAGAUCUCCCGUGCGGCUGUCCUCGACCUGCCCGGGACCGCUCGGUCAGACAAGAACGGUGUCUCUGAAGACUGUAGUCCAGGAACUUCUGGGGAGCUGAGUGGGCUGAGGCCCAUUAAAAUGGAGCCAGAAGAUCUAGAUAUUAUUCAGGUCACCGUCCCAGACCCUUCACCCACCUCUGAGGAAAUGACAGACUCAAUGCCCGGGCAUCUGCCCUCAGAAGAUUCUGGUUACGGGAUGGAGAUGCUAACUGAGAAAGGCCCCAGCGAGGACCCGCGGCCCGAGGAGAGGCCCGUAGAAGACAGCCACGGUGACGUGAUCCGGCCCCUGCGGAAGCAGGUGGAGCUGCUCUUCAAUACGCGAUACGCCAAGGCCAUUGGCAUCUCGGAGCCCGUCAAGGUGCCCUACUCCAAGUUCCUGAUGUACCCAGAGGAGCUGUUUGUGGUGGGGCUGCCUGAAGGCAUCUCCCUCCGCAGGCCCAACUGCUUCGGGAUCGCCAAGCUCCGGAAGAUCUUGGAAGCCAGCAAUAGCAUCCAGUUUGUCAUCAAGAGGCCUGAGCUGCUCACCGAGGGAGUCAAAGAGCCCAUCACGGACAGCCAAGAGAGGGAUUCCGGGGACCCUCUUGUGGACGAGAGCCUGAAGAGACAGGGUUUUCAAGAAAAUUAUGACGCUCGACUGUCACGCAUCGACAUCGCCAACACGCUGAGGGAGCAAGUCCAGGAUCUGUUCAAUAAGAAAUACGGAGAAGCCCUGGGCAUCAAGUACCCCGUCCAGGUCCCCUACAAGCGGAUCAAGAGCAACCCCGGCUCGGUGAUCAUUGAGGGGCUCCCCCCGGGAAUCCCGUUCCGAAAGCCCUGCACCUUUGGCUCUCAGAACCUGGAGAGGAUCCUUGCCGUGGCUGACAAGAUCAAGUUCACGGUCACCAGGCCUUUUCAAGGACUCAUCCCAAAGCCUGAUGAAGAUGACGCCAACAGACUAGGGGAGAAGGUGAUCCUCCGCGAGCAGGUGAAGGAGCUCUUCAAUGAGAAAUACGGUGAGGCCCUGGGCCUCAACCGGCCUGUGCUGGUCCCUUACAAACUGAUCCGGGACAGCCCGGACGCCGUGGAGGUCACGGGCCUGCCCGACGACAUCCCUUUCCGGAACCCCAACACAUAUGACAUCCACCGGCUGGAGAAAAUCCUGAAGGCCCGAGAGCAUGUACGCAUGGUCAUCAUCAACCAGCUCCAACCCUUUGCAGAAAUCUGCAAUGACGCCAAGGUGCCAGCCAAAGACAGCAGCAUUCCCAAGCGCAAGAGAAAGCGGGUCUCUGAAGGGAACUCCUUCUCCUCCUCCUCGUCUUCCUCCUCCUCGUCCUCUAACCCGGAGUCCGUGGCGUCCACCAACCAGAUCUCACUCGUGGUAAAGUUGCACAGAUCCGGACCUGACCACUCGGCUCUCUGGCCUUCACCCCGCACGCGGGCAGGGCCGUCUACUCUGGGGCGUGGGUUGGGGGUGCAGGGAGGCACUGGGCUCUGAGUGGGGCUCCUCAGCCUCAGGGUUGCAGACACGUCUGCCUGAUCUACUCAAGAGACAGUCCAACCCCGUCAUCAGCUGCUCACGCGCCCCCCACCCCCCAGCAGGAAGUCACACCCGCGCUGGGCAGGUGGGCAAGCAGGAGCCCAGGAGAGGGUAGGGGACUCCCCUGGGCAGUGCCAGAGCAGGACCUGGAGCAGACUCUCGGUUCCCAGGCUGUCAGAGGCUAGGUUCAUCUCUGCGCUCACAUCACGGGCUCCGGGCCUCACCACAGCCCUGUGAGGUGUGGGUGUUACCCGCAGGGUGUGGAGCAGAGAAACGGGGGUCAGCGGCUGGGUGACUGUGGCUUCCCUGUGCUCAGCGGCGGAUGGAGCACCUGCAGCCUCCUGUCUGGCCACGUGGUUGGCUUGGGUUCUCUCCCAUCCAAGAGGAAAACCUCAUGUGGGACACACACACUUGACCGUUCUUUCUGACUUCAAAAUACCAGCUUUGAAAUCUUGAGUCCAGUGGGGAGAAUAUUGGAGCACAUUUGGAAAUGAUUUGGGGAUUUAUCGUUUGACCGUGCCUCCCUUUAACCCCUUCCUGGAAAAAAAAAAAAA